AUGGAUGCACUGGACAAAGUUUUUGAACACACAGAGGAUGCUGAUCUCCACAAAGACAUCUCAGUUACAAAAUCAGCUAUUUCAAGCCAUAGAAACCAAAAUUUGAACUGGAAGGUGCCAGGAAAUGAGAACCCAAAUGAUGAAACUGAACAUUUCAGGUUUAGCAACAAAUCACAUGAUAGCUUAUUCAUGGAUAAAAUGAGCAUGGAAGAUGGAGACCAGAGAGUCUUUAUAAAUAUCGCAGGUCUUAGGUUUGAAACGUAUCUUAAAACUCUCAGUGAGUUCCCAGACACUCUACUUGGGGAUCCAAAGAAAAGAAUUCAUUACUUUGAUUCCAUGAGGAAUGAAUAUUUUUUUGAUAGAAACCGGCCAAGUUUUGAUGGGAUUUUAUAUUACUAUCAGUCUGGAGGGAAAAUGAGGCGCCCAGCUAAUGUACCUAUAGAUGUCUUUGCAGAUGAAAUCAUUUUUUAUGAGCUUGGUAAUGAAGCUAUGGAACAAUUUAGAGAUGAUGAAGGUUUUUUAAAAGACCCAGAGAUUCCCUUACCAAAGAAUGACUAUCACAAACAAUUUUGGCUGCUCUUUGAGUAUCCUGAAAGCUCAACUGCUGCAAGAGGAAUGGCACUUGUCUCUGUUUUGGUUAUUAUCAUAUCCAUCCUUAUCUUCUGCAUGGAAACAUUGCCAGAGUUCAGAGAAGAAAGAGAUCUCUACUUUUAUAGGGCAACUGGAAACGACUCUGAAAGCACAACCUAUUCGAGCACAUUUACUGAUCCGUUUUUCAUGGUAGAGACUACAUGCAUAGUAUGGUUUUCCUUUGAAUUGGCUGUCAGGUUUGUCGUCUGCCCAAGUACUUCCACAUUCUUUAAGAACAUCAUGAAUAUUAUUGAUAUUGUGUCUAUCAUUCCAUAUUUUGUGACAUUAGUAACGGAACUAUUCAAGCAAACAGAACCCGUCGGCCAGCAAAACAUGUCCUUAGCAAUUUUGAGAAUUGUUCGACUCGUCAGGGUGUUCAGAAUUUUUAAGCUAUCGCGGCAUUCAAAAGGGCUUCAGAUUCUAGGACAAACUCUGAAAGCCAGCAUGAGAGAACUGGGCUUGUUGAUAUUUUUCCUUUUCAUUGGUGUAAUUCUGUUCUCUAGCGCUGUGUACUUUGCAGAGGUCGACGAACCUCAGUCCCAAUUUUUAAGUAUCCCAGAUGGAUUCUGGUGGGCUGUGGUGACAAUGACAACUGUUGGCUAUGGUGAUAUGUGUCCUAUUACUUUGUCAGGGAAGGUGGUUGGUACGCUGUGUGCUAUUGCAGGUGUCUUGACUAUUGCACUCCCAGUGCCUGUGAUAGUAUCCAACUUCAAUUACUUCUAUCACAGGGAAACUGAGAAUGAAGAAAGACAUAGUUUACCAGUGGAAGUGGAAAAAAUCAGCUUAGGCCAUCUAAUACGUGCAGGGAGUUCCUCCUCUCUAAAGAAAAACAAUGGCUCUUGUAUUUCUGACAAAAAUGGCAAAACCUGA
This is a messenger RNA of Xenopus laevis (African clawed frog), 1500 nucleotides long. RefSeq names its product potassium channel, voltage gated shaker related subfamily A, member 10 L homeolog (gene kcna10.L). The transcript has a single exon. The coding region runs from base 1 to 1500 and encodes 499 amino acids. Gene Ontology annotation, cellular component: membrane; voltage-gated potassium channel complex. Gene Ontology annotation, molecular function: monoatomic ion channel activity; voltage-gated potassium channel activity; delayed rectifier potassium channel activity. The record is from RefSeq and is a predicted model, not a curated record. NCBI's taxonomy places the organism in Eukaryota, Metazoa, Chordata, Amphibia, Anura, Pipidae. Gene Ontology annotation, biological process: monoatomic ion transport; transmembrane transport; potassium ion transport.